CCCCUUACACCAUUCUGCAAGCCUCUCAAAUUCUCACACAAACCCUAGCUGUAACUGCAACUCAAUUCCACAGAAACCACCAAUCAUGGCUGAGGGUCUUGUUCUUCGCGGCACCAUGCGUGCUCACACCGAUGUGGUUACUGCCAUAGCCACCCCAAUUGACAACUCCGACAUGAUCGUCACUGCCUCCCGUGACAAAUCCAUUAUCCUCUGGCAUCUUACCAAGGAGGACAAGACCUACGGUGUCCCCCGCCGCCGUCUCACCGGUCACUCUCACUUCGUUCAGGAUGUAGUUCUAUCAUCUGAUGGGCAGUUUGCUCUCUCUGGUUCAUGGGAUGGUGAGCUUCGUCUCUGGGAUCUCAACGCCGGAACCUCCGCUCGCCGAUUUGUUGGUCACACCAAAGACGUUCUCUCCGUCGCUUUCUCCAUUGAUAACCGUCAGAUCGUGUCCGCUUCUCGGGACCGCACGAUUAAGCUCUGGAACACUCUUGGUGAGUGCAAGUACACUAUCCAAGAUGGUGAUGCUCAUUCUGAUUGGGUUAGCUGUGUCAGAUUCAGCCCUAGCACUCUUCAGCCAACAAUUGUCUCGGCGUCGUGGGACAGGACUGUUAAGGUUUGGAAUCUGACCAACUGUAAGCUGAGGAACACACUUGCUGGACAUUCUGGAUAUGUCAACACUGUUGCUGUUUCACCAGAUGGUUCUCUCUGUGCUUCUGGAGGGAAAGAUGGUGUUAUUUUGCUGUGGGAUUUGGCUGAGGGAAAGAGACUUUACUCUCUUGAUGCUGGUUCUAUUAUUCAUGCUUUGUGUUUCAGUCCUAACAGGUACUGGCUAUGUGCUGCUACUGAGUCUAGCAUUAAGAUCUGGGAUUUGGAGAGCAAGAGCAUUGUUGAGGAUUUGAAGGUUGACCUUAAGACUGAAGCUGAUGCAGCUAUUGGUGGUGACACCACCACCAAGAAGAAGGUUAUCUACUGUACUAGUUUGAACUGGAGUGCAGAUGGAAGCACCUUGUUUAGUGGAUAUACCGAUGGUGUUGUCCGAGUGUGGGGAAUCGGGCGUUACUAAUAAAGUUGCAGUAAUGUUAUGUUUGAAUCAGAUUUUAUCUUUGCUUUGGAUUUUUGAGACAAACUUAGUUAUUGCUUUACCGUAGAAACAAUUUUAAUUUUGAUGACAAUGGCUUUGUGGCCUGCUUUAUUUAUUUUGAAAUGUUCUCUUUGUUUCUAUCUUGCUCCAAGUAAAACAAGUAUAAUCUUUAUUUUGGAAUAUGUACGAAAGUUUAGUUGAGGCACGAUGACUGUUUGGCCAUGAAUCAUUACA
Medicago truncatula (barrel medic) is the source of this 1315-nucleotide messenger RNA. Its product is annotated as guanine nucleotide-binding protein subunit beta-like protein. The record is from RefSeq and is a predicted model, not a curated record. Bases 86 to 1063 code for a protein of 325 amino acids. The transcript is spliced from 2 exons. Lineage: Eukaryota; Viridiplantae; Streptophyta; Magnoliopsida; Fabales; Fabaceae. Gene Ontology annotation, molecular function: ribosome binding; protein binding; translation regulator activity.